Paramecium pentaurelia is the source of this 761-nucleotide messenger RNA. Lineage: Eukaryota; Ciliophora; Oligohymenophorea; Peniculida; Parameciidae. The record is from the annotation of a GenBank genome assembly.
UAAUGGAAGAUUAAGAAAAAGAGAAAAGUAGAAAACCAAUGACCUUAAGUUAAAGAAUAAGAAUGGAAUUGUCUUAGUAAUAGGAAGAAAGAAAACCUGUAGAGGGACCUUAGUUGAUAAAGCAUAAGCCAUCUAGUUAUGAUGAGGAGACAGGAUAAUUGUAUUCUUUCUAUGCUAGUGCAGUAAAUUAAACUUAGCAAUUUUUUUCAAAUAUAUUUGGAGGAACAUAUAUACCACAAUAUCAAUUUAGUUUUAAACAUAAAUAAAAUGUGAUAAAAUAUGUGUUUGAAAAAAAUAAUGUUAUUGCUGAAUAUGUAAGUAAGGAGAUGAGAAAGAGUUAAAAGGAUAUGGAUUUAAAUGAAUUGCUUUAAUUAUAAAAUAGAAUGAUGUUAGUUGCUUAAUUAGCAGAUUGUAGAAAUAGAAUAGGAAUAAAUGCUUAUUGUUGGGGUGCUAUGAUGGGUAGUAUAUUUAUGUUAUUACCAAUAUCAAUAUGGAAGAAGGGAGCUAUGUCAAUGAGUGUAUUUCAUUUAUUUGGAAGUUAUGUAAGUUAAGCUAACAUAGACAGAGUAUUUGAUAAGGUUUAUUAAUUUUAUGUUUAUGAUUUGGAGUAAUAUAAGAAGGAGAGAGAAAAUAUGACAGUGGGAUAAAUAAAGUAGAGUAAAUUGGAUAGAGAUUUGGAGGAUGUAAUAUAUAUACAUUUAUAUAAUAUAUUUAGAAAAGACUAAGAAAGUACUUGCGAGAAAUUAGUAAAUAAUAAUGAG